UCAUGUUAUUAAAAUCAAUUGUGGUUCUUGUGGUCUUAGUUUCUUGCCAAGACGCUUUUGGUUCUUCUCAAAAAGCUAAUGAAGUUAGAACUAUUAUCACAUUGCUUCGAGAAGCAGUAGAGGACGCUCGUAUUCAAAAUUUUCAAAACUAUGUAGGUUUGAUAACUAAUUUCUAUUUGUCUAACGUCAAAGAUGAAAAAAAAGGAAUACAAAAAAUUCGUGAAUCCAUAAAUAAUGCAUACUAUGAUCUUCUGAUGUUAGAAGAAGAAGCAAUGCAGGAUGGAUAUGAUGUUACUAAAUGCAAGGACGAUGCGGUGACAGAACUUCUAUAUUUUCUGAAUAAUAUCAUGAGUGAUGUUAAUAAAUGCUCUGAAAAUGCUGAAAACAAAACAAAUACGUUGUUAGAAAACAUGUUAGAAGAUUCUAACCUGGAAGCUUCCAACAAAUUCGAUGAUUAUUAUCUCCAAAUGGAUUACUGUAUUUCAGAGGAAAAUGAAAGCUGCUUCAACGAUCUUUUCGUUGCAGUUAACUCAGAAAUUAAAGUAUAUACUAAGACGCUUCAGAAACGUUUCGAUUCUAUAGAAGAAAUUAUAAGUGUUUACGAAAAUAACAUGAGAAAAUGCCUCGACAAAAUUGGCAUCGAUGCUUCCAUGUUUACUGAAGAUUUAUUAAACGAUAUGGACAUCUGCAUUGAAUCACAAAUGAUGCAUUAUAUACUACGUGAAUAAUUAUUUUAUAGAAAUUCUAAAACAUU
Molecule: messenger RNA, 754 nt
Organism: Nicrophorus vespilloides
Lineage: Eukaryota; Metazoa; Arthropoda; Insecta; Coleoptera; Silphidae
Exons: 2
Coding region: 3-728 (241 amino acids)
Source: RefSeq, a predicted model, not a curated record